This is a messenger RNA of Drepanopeziza brunnea f. sp. 'multigermtubi' MB_m1, 2274 nucleotides long. The record is from RefSeq and is a predicted model, not a curated record. Lineage: Eukaryota; Fungi; Ascomycota; Leotiomycetes; Helotiales; Drepanopezizaceae.
AUGGAUGGCCCGCCUCCUCCUCCUCCCCCUCCGCAUGGAGCAAAUCCAAAAACUACACGAAUGCCAGAUGGCAAAUACGACAUCUUCAUCCUGCCACCGCACUCUGCCGGGGGAGGUUUCCUAUACUUGCCGUCACUGAAGCCCAAUGUCAACAGUUUUGCUGCCGGCUUUGCAUCAGCUCUCUUGCUAGUUCUGAUCGGGUCAGCUCUAUACCCAGUUGUGCAGGCGUGGUGGAACAGCGUGAAGGGUGCUGGUGGAGCUGGAAUGAUGAUGCUGGUGAUGGCAGUAGGUGUAGGAGCCUGGGCACUGGGGCGGAUACAGGCAGAUGGAGGACCUGGGCCCGGUGGAGGCGGAAGUACAGGCGGCUCGAAUCCAAAUAGUGGUCCGUACCCCAAUGGCCAUUCGAGCUCCCACUCGAACGGCUACGCUGGUGGUCCACACUCCGGAACGGGACCCAUGCCUGGUGCGGGAGGUGCAGGUGCAGGUGCAGGACCGAUGCCCGGAUCUGGCCCCACGCCUGGAGCUGGUCCAAUGCCUGGAGGAGGACCAAAACCAAAUUCAUGGCAACGGCCCUCGCCCGGAGCAACUGGUGCAAGUACAGCUGGAGGUCCAGGCGCCAAUUCCCAUACAAAUGGACAGGCUGGAGCAAGUGGGGCGGCAAGGAGUGCUUGGGAGAAGGCCCGUGAGGAGACCAAAAAGAAAGAAGAAGAGCGGAAAGCAAGGGAGGCCGAGAAGAAACGAAAGGACGAGCUUGAGAAGAGGCUCCGUGAAGCUCGGGAGAAGGAAGCCAGGGAACGAGAAGCUCGUGAGGCCAAGAGGAGAGAGGAAGAAGCUCGAGUCGCCAAGCAAAGAGCAGAGGAAGCUAAGGCGAAAGCUGAUGAGGCCAAGCGAAGAGAAGAGGAAGCAAGACGAAAAGCCGAGGAGGAAGCUCGAGAGGCCAAGAGAAAAUCAGACGAAGAGGCUCGACUGGCUAAGAUAAAGGCAGAUGAAGAGGCUCGACUGGCCAAGAUAAAGGCAGAGGAGGCCGAAUUUCGAGAGAGGAAACGAAUGGAGGAACAGGCUCUUGAAAAGAAGCGGAAAGACCUCGAAAUCCUGGAAAAGAGACUAAAGGAGGCGAGGGAAAGAGACGCUCGAGAGCGGCUAGCUCGCGAGAAGGCAGCCCAGGAUAAAAAGAAGGCAGAAGAAGAGGCUAGUAAACCCAGAGGAAGCACUUACGCCUUCUCUGCCGUGGGUGAGAAGACAAACCCCUGGCCGAAUGGGCGGCCCGCCACACCUCCUCCUGCUCGUCCUGACCCACCAUCCCCUACUAAAAAGCCUCCUCCUGCACCAACGACAAAGACCUCUAACAGAACCGAAGAUGAUGCCCGCUCCUACCGAUCGUACGGCACUCCGAAGAAGCCGAUGCAGCACACAAAAUCACCCUCCUCUGUAUACUCCGAAUCUUCCUACGCAGCAUCAUAUUCGACGUCGCGGACCACACCCCCUCCAUCACAUCGAGGGCAGUACAGCACCAAGGACCCCGAUAAGAUUGUGAUAAAGGCUGUAUACGCAUUCAACAAUGCCUUCCUCAAAACACCAACUUCACAACUCAUCUCCGGAGUAGGACCAGUGACGGACGGGCUAAUCCUCCGAAUCACAACCGAAGGUCUCUUCAUCGACGACGACGUCCGAGGCGUCCCCCAACGAGAAUGGGACGUCAAGGCUUGGACAAUGAAACUCGUAGAGGUAUGGUGUCCCUCCUUCAGCCAGGACCCCGCUGGCCCUUCUGCGCGCGUUGCUGCCUCACCCAAACAUAAUCACAUGCGUCGACUCUGGGGCCUGGAUAAGGAGAAACCUGCCACGGCCGAGGAGACGGAUGCCCUGCUUGUUGAGAUGUUAUCGCUUUGCAAGAAUAACUGUCGUUUGCGUGCCACGUCAUCUGCGUCGUCUGCGUCUUCUGCUUAUAGUUCCAGCUCGUACGAUCGUCGCUCGUCUGCGUACUCUGAUUCAGCUUAUGGUUCUUCCGUUGGCUCUUCGUCGCCUUCUCGGGCUAACAGUCGUGGUACCAAUCAGACAGGAGAUUUGAAGACGGCCGGGCUGCAUGUCUUGCGGGCGAGCAUUCGGGACCAGGAGGGCAAGAAGUACGUCUUCGUUAUCAGCGAGGAGGAGAGCUGGAAGGUCGCCACCGGGCUGCAGAGGUUGAAGCGGGGGACUCAGGUCAGGGCUCUGGGUGUCAGUGGCAUGAGUCUCGGGGAUGCACGGUCGACUCUGGAGAAUCUCGGAUGGGGCAAUUGA